Molecule: messenger RNA, 3357 nt
Organism: Papaver somniferum (opium poppy)
Lineage: Eukaryota; Viridiplantae; Streptophyta; Magnoliopsida; Ranunculales; Papaveraceae
Product: homeobox-leucine zipper protein ROC8-like
Exons: 10
Coding region: 595-2703 (702 amino acids)
Biological process (GO): regulation of DNA-templated transcription
Molecular function (GO): DNA-binding transcription factor activity, RNA polymerase II-specific; DNA binding; lipid binding
Source: RefSeq, a predicted model, not a curated record
GGUGUGGGUUUUGGAAGGGUCUUAAAAGCUUGAAGCUGUAAUAUGCUAUGAGUGUGCGUACCAAAUAUCAAAGAGAGACAGAGUGGUAAAGACUAGAGAGAGAAGAAGUAGAAGCCUCGAAAAGAGAGAAGAGAAGAGGGGGGUUUUAAUGGCUCCUCCGAAUUCUCAGACGGACUGACUUUAAAUCCGUCGGUUAUCACCUCACAUUACUGAUCUCCCAAAACCCACAAUAACGCCUUCAAAUCCUCUCUACCAAAUUUCUCUCUCUCUAGACCCUGAUUGACGCCCAUAUCACAGAUUUUCCGGCCGUUUCUCAAGUCGUGUCUUAUGUUGAAAAAUGGAUUCUCAAGUCUGAAGAAUAAAAAAGAGAGUGAAUGAGAAAAACUCGAUAGCAGGAGAAGAGGAACGCUAGUGUUUUUUUUUUUGUGUGUGUCUGAGGAAGUUAAGUUGAGACUUCGAGAGAUUCAUUAAAGUAUUUUGAUAUCACUCACUGUGAAAGUGAAGUAGUAGUAUUAGUAGAAAAACUGUCUGUUUUUAGUUAAUCAUCAGUUAGAUUUCAAGGCAAAAAAUUAAAAGAAAAAAUAAUUAGAAAUAAUGGAUUCUGGUUGUGGGUCCGGUGAUGAACAAGAUAUAUCUGAUCCUAACAAUCAAAGGAACAAGAAGAAAAGAUAUCAUCGUCAUUCUCCUCAUCAGAUUCAAGAACUUGAAUCUAUUUUCAAGGAAUGUCCUCAUCCAGAUGAGAAACAAAGGAUGCAAUUAAGUAGAGAUUUAGGUCUCGAACCUCGCCAGAUUAAGUUCUGGUUUCAGAACAGAAGGACCCAGAUGAAGGCACAACAUGAACGAGCAGAUAACAGUGCUCUUCGACAUGAAAAUGAUAAGAUCAGAUGUGAAAAUAUAGCAAUCAGAGAGGCACUGAAACGCGUUAUCUGCCCUUCUUGUGGAAGUCCUGAAGAUUCAUAUUUUGAUGAGCAGAAACUGAGAAUGGAGAAUGCCCAUUUGAAAGAAGAGCUUGAUAGGGUUUCGAGCAUUUGUGCAAAGUACAUUGGAAGACCCAUUUCUCGGCUUCCUUCAAUUCAACCAAUAGCUUCAUCUUUGGAUCUUUCUGUUGGGAGUUAUGGUCAUGGAAUGAGUGGUGCUUCAACACUCGAUCUCGACCUUCUUCCUGGAUGUUCUUCCUCUAUUGCUCCAUUACCUUUGCAGGCAAUAGCCAUAACAGAUAUGGAGAAAUCAAUAAUGACUGAAAUUGCUAAUGCUGCCAUGGAUGAACUUAUUAGACUUUUACAAGCAGGUGAACCUUUAUGGAUUAAAUCACCAAUUGAUGGGAAGGAAAUGUUAAACGUUGAAGCCUAUGAGAAUUCAUUCCCAAGGGCCAACAAUGCAAAAAGUCUUGACGCUCGUACCGAAGCUUCAAGAGAUUCGGGUGUUGUGAUAAUGAAUGGGUUACAGUUGGUUGACAUCUUUUUGGAUUCGAACAAAUGGAUCGAAAUGUUUCCGACAAUUGUUGCGGAUGCUCGCACAAUCGAGAUACUCGCACCUGGAAUGCCUGGUAGCCGAAGCGGAUCAUUGCAACUGAUGUAUGAAGUAGUGCAGGUUCUUUCACCUCUUGUUCCAAUUCGGGAGUUCUACUUUCUUCGCCAUUGUCAACAAAUCCAGCAAGGAUUGUGGGCUAUAGCAGAUGUAUCCUUUGAUGUAUCCCGAGAAAAUCAAACUAAUUCUGCUUUUCUCACUAGAAAGCGUCCUUCAGGGUGUUUGAUUGAAGAGAUGUCCAACGGUUACUGCAAGGUUAAUUGGAUAGAGCACGUGGAAGUUGAAGAUAAAUCUCAAAGUCAUCGGCUUUACAGAGAUCUUAUUAACAGUGGUGCUGCUUUUGGAGCCGAACGUUGGCUUGCUGUUCUUCAGAGGAUUUGUGAGAGAUUUGCUAGUCUCUUGGUGUCUAAUCCGAGCCAAGAACUCGUUGGAGUUAUUCCUUCACCGGAUGGUAAAAGAAGCAUGAUGAAGCUUGCGCAACGCAUGAUCAACAGUCUGUGUACAAGUAUAUGUGCGACAAACACUAAUCACCGGUGGACUAGUUUGACUGGAGAUAAUGACACUGGAGUUAGAGUUUCAUUUCAUAAGGGCACAGAUCCAGGCCAACCUAAUGGUGUUAUUUGCAGUGCAACAACCUCUAUUUGGCUCCCUGUUUCUGCACAGAAUGUAUUCAAUUUCUUUAAAGACAAGAGGACAAGACCUCAGUGGGAUGUUCUGUCUGACGGUAAUCCAGUACAAGAAGUUGCUCAUAUUUCAAAUGGAGCACAUCCUGGUAAUUGCAUAUCGGUUCUUCGAUCUAUGAAUGCAAGUCAGAAUAACAUCUUAAUACUUCAAGAGAGUUGCACUGAUCCAUCUGGGUCGAUGGUAGUGUAUUCACCCGUGGAGUUACCAUCAGUGAAUAUAGCAAUGGGUGGCGAGGAUCCAUCGUUUGUUCCUCUUCUGCCCUCAGGCUUUAUUGUCUGCUCUGAUGGCCGAACUGAUCAAGGGGGUGCUUCGACAAGUUCAAACAUCCAAGGAUCAUCAGGAACUGGUUCAUUGGUAACAGUGGCGUUUCAAAUACUUGUGAGUAAUUUACCAACAGCGAAGCUCAAUUUUGAAUCCAUUGCAACUGUUAGUAACCUUAUCAGCACCACUGUUCAUCAGAUAAAAACUGCCUUGAACUGCUCAGGUUCUUGAUCUUGAGUUUAAACCUCUGCAGUCUCUCUCUCUCUCUCUCUUUCUCUCUCUCAUCAUUAAGACCUUUAUUACAAAGAUCAGAAGUAGUAAGAAGAAAAUCUUAUGAUGGUGGUGGUGGAAUGCAUUCAAUAUGGCGAUUGAUUUGAAUGUUAUUUGUUGGUUGGUCGGUUGGUUUGUUUGGAGAAUUGAUUGCCCAGUUCAUCAAAGAUCAACCGGAAGUAGUUAGUUAUCAUCGUAGCCUACUCCAUCACGGCGCAUCAGAGUUUUUCAGAACACUACUAAUUCUAAUAUCCAGGGAUUUAUUUUACUAGAGCUAGGAGCAGCCAAGUUCUCGAAGAAGCGAAAAUGUCUAUAUAGUGGGAGUCAAGAGUCGAACCAUCAUCCUUAUUUAUGCUAUUUGGAAAAAUUUCUUUUCUCUCUUUCCCUCUAAAUCUCUUCCCAUUUCUGUCCUUAUUCAUCUCAUUUUCUUUUCUAUUCUCUAAAACCAAACGGUAGGGGUACUGGUUCGGGAUUUGACUUCCCUAGGAGGGAUAUUUUUAAUGUUAUUCUUCAGUUUUCUUAUUUGAGAUUAAACUUUUUUUUAGUUAUGUAUACUCUGAGAAAUCUGAGACUAGAAAGUUGUUUUUAUUAAUUAUAUCAUUUAUUUCUGUGUUC